AGAAAAAACCAGCCACUUUGUCAUUAGGGAUUUUCUCUAAGCUUUAAAGUUUAAAGCAGUAAGGGGGAGAGAGAGAGAGAGAGAGAGAGAGCGCAGCAGCUGCUAAGCAGAAGAAACCCUCAAUCCCCCCAUCUCUCAUUCAUCAACCAUGGCCGUCGGGAAGAACAAGAGGAUUUCCAAGGGUAAGAAGGGAGGCAAGAAGAAAGCUUCCGAUCCAUUUGCUAAGAAGGAUUGGUAUGAUAUCAAGGCUCCUUCAAUCUUCAACAUUAGGAAUGUUGGCAAAACUCUAGUUACCCGUACUCAGGGCACCAAGAUUGCUUCUGAGGGUCUCAAGCACCGAGUUUUUGAAAUUUCAUUGGCUGAUCUUCAAAAUGAUGAGGAUCAAUUCUUCAGGAAGAUCCGUCUCAGGGCUGAGGAUGUUCAGGGCCGUAAUGUGCUCACUAACUUCUGGGGUAUGGACUUCACCACAGACAAGUUGAGGUCCCUUGUUCGCAAGUGGCAGACAUUGAUUGAGGCUCAUGUUGAUGUCAAGACCACUGACAACUUCACCCUCCGUAUGUUCUGUAUUGCCUUCACAAAGAGGCGCCCUAACCAGGUCAAGAGGACCACCUAUGCUCAGUCUAGCCAAAUCCGCCAGAUCCGCCGCAAGAUGCGUGAGAUCAUGGUCAACCAGGCUAGCUCUUGUGAUCUUAAGGAUCUUGUUGCUAAAUUCAUCCCCGAGUCUAUUGGCAAGGAGAUUGAAAAGGCUACAACUGGCAUCUACCCAUUGCAAAACGUGUACAUCAGGAAGGUUAAAAUCCUUAAGGCUCCCAAAUUCGAUCUUGGAAAGUUGAUGGAGGUUCAUGGUGACUACUCCGAGGAUGUAGGUGUAAAGCUAGACCGGCCAGCUGAGGAAACUGUUGCUGAGGGUGAGGCCACAGAAGUUGUUGGUGCUUAGACAAAAUCUGCUUCAUGUUAUCACAACUCCAUCUCAUAUAUGCUUACAAUUUUGCUUGCGAGUUAUGUCUCCCACAUUGCUGAUUUAGUAUGGCCUGAAUGUGACAUUCGAUAUUGAUAACGAGGCCAAGCUAAUAAGUACUCUAGCGCUCUGCUGUUAUUGGUUUCAGGCCAGGUCUCUACUCUGUAAACCAGUAGUUUCGUGUAUCAACAUGCCAUAUCAAGUUCUAUUUUUAGGAUCUCGUCAAAAAAAAGUUCUAUUUUAGGAGAUAUUUAUAGAGUAAAUAUAAAAGUUGGGUACUAAAGUAUAACAAAUGUUGCAGUUUUGGUACUGAACUUUGGGAUGUUGCAAAUUGGGUACUAAAGUUUGGAUUGCGUGAAA
This is a messenger RNA of Chenopodium quinoa (quinoa), 1318 nucleotides long. RefSeq names its product 40S ribosomal protein S3a. The transcript is spliced from 7 exons. Gene Ontology annotation, molecular function: structural constituent of ribosome. The record is from RefSeq and is a predicted model, not a curated record. The coding region runs from base 149 to 937 and encodes 262 amino acids. NCBI's taxonomy places the organism in Eukaryota, Viridiplantae, Streptophyta, Magnoliopsida, Caryophyllales, Amaranthaceae. Gene Ontology annotation, cellular component: cytosol; ribosome. Gene Ontology annotation, biological process: translation.